AUGGCAACUGCGAAGGAGUAUAGUUUGAUUAAUUUUGAAAAAUCAAUGGCAAAUCUAUAUCGUAAGAGUCCGGCAGUUGGACAAUACCUAGAAAAGAAAGUUGGGUAUGAAUUUUGGUCCCGAGCACAUUUCAAAGGAAUUCGUUACAAUAUUAUGACAACUAACAAUGCAGAAUCUUUGAACUCGUUAUUCAAGAAUGCUCGGGAGUUUCCAGUACUUGCUAUGGUUGAACAAAUAAGAAAAACUUUACAGAAAUGGUUUUAUGAGAGACACAUUGAGGCGGAAGAAUGUGCAAGUACUCUAACCCCGCCCAUUGAGGAUAAAAUGCGUAAAAAUUGUCUGACAAAGUAUGAUAGCUACUUCAGACAAAUUUUUGAUAAAUAUGACAGCAUCACAAUUUGUUCAGACCAAAAUGGCAUCAGAUUUGUGACAUUCUUUAUGAAGAUGGUUGAAUCUGUAAGUAAAUUACAGGAGAGAAAGAUGAGCUCGCAUAUUGAUGGUAUUGAAAUGGAUUCAGAUGGAGUUUACCCCAAGGAUUAA
Molecule: messenger RNA, 540 nt
Organism: Olea europaea var. sylvestris
Lineage: Eukaryota; Viridiplantae; Streptophyta; Magnoliopsida; Lamiales; Oleaceae
Exons: 4
Coding region: 1-540 (179 amino acids)
Source: RefSeq, a predicted model, not a curated record